AGACCGCAGACAAAAAUGAAUGACUGCAGUUUGGAGAAAUUAAGUGUAAAACCUGGAAAAUUAAACCCAAAAUUUGGUGUUGAUCAACUUGAUUAUUCGGUUACGGUACCGAGUAAAGUAGAUAAGAUAACUUUUGAUGGAUUUGCAAGAGAUAGCGGUGCUUCCUGGUGCGUUUAUAAAAAUAACGGUGAAAGAUCAGUAAAUUUGGUAGAGGGAAAGAUCAAUGAGAUAAAAAUUGAAGUAACAGCAGAAGAUGGCAAGACUGUUAGAUAUUAUAAUGUCAAAGUGAAAAGAUUAUCAGCCAGGGACGCUUCCCUGGCCGAUUUGAAAUGUUCAACCGGUCAAUUUGAUCCGUCCUUCUCUCCAGAUGUUAAAGAAUAUUAUUGUUAUGUGUCAUGCGACAAGGAAGAGAUUAAAAUUUCAGCUAGUGUUGAUGAUAAAAAUAUGAAGAUAUCUGUAAACGAUAGCGAACAAGAUAAACCAAUUCCUUUGAAUGUUGGUCAAACAAAAAUAAUGGUGGAGAAUUACAAAGUACUGGUUACUAGAAAACAAUUACCCAGGCAUAUUAUAUUUGUUGAUAAAGGUUUAAAUUGGAAAUUUGAAGAUCCUCUGUCCCUUUCGGCACUAUAUUGCCCUAUUACUAUAAAAAAUUCGAAACCAAAGCAUACCUAUUCGGCUCCUAUUAUAAAUCAAUUAACAAAGACCAAUAAAGUUGACCCUUUGAAUGAACAACCUCUGCCAUUGGAUUGGAGAAUAGAAGACGAAGAAAUUGAAGCAAAAUUGACUGAUUCCAUUGCAAAGAUUCCCUUGAGUGAUGGAACCUAUACGGAAGAAAUGAAAUUAUCUCAGCUAUUGAAUAAGGGAAAAGAAUUUUGCGGUAAAAUCUCAAUUAAGGCUCCUCAGAGAAAGUUUAAUGAUAAAUGCCCUCUAUCACAUAAAAUCGUUGAAAAGAGCUGGGAGAAAUCUUUACAGCAGAUUUAUGAUGAAACAGAUUCUUCUAAAUUACUACAAAUGGCUGAAAAAAGCCGUAAAAGCUAUUUUAAUUCCUUGUCUUUGAUAGAUAAAACUCCGACAUUCAUCUCUGGUGAAUCUCCUUUAGAUUAUUUAGAUCAUUCUAUCUAUUGCUAUGCAACAGCUAUACAACACAAACCAAAAGAUGGCUCUCUUCAUUUGAAUUUAGCUAUGCUAUUAGAAGAGAGAUACUUUGUAGAGGAUAGUCUUGGAUUAAGUAAGGAUACAAAAAAGGCCGAAGAACCUGGUGCAAAUUUCGAAGCUAGAGAAAGUUCAAAAGAAGAAGAGUGCGAUGCUAUUUGUGAAUUGAAAGGCGUUUCAAAAAGCGCACCUUUAUCCGAAAAAUUGAAAGCUAUCGAUGCUGAAUAUAAGCAACUAGUUGACAGUGGACAACGACCUAAGGCUGAUCAUGUUCAAAUAUUAUAUGCAUGGAAGAGUAAACAAGGAACAAAAGAAGGUCGCUUAGCACAAAAAGUAGAAGAUGAAAUGUCAUUUCUUGGACAAGCAUACGUUAAAUAUCUAGACGCAUUAUCCAUAGAUGACGGAAAAUCCUCAACACAUUUCCACUUAGCUAGAAUGCUUUCUAUAAGAGGAAACUAUGAAGAAGCCAUAAAUAGGUUUGAAGUUGCUUUAGUGUUUAAUGCAAAGUUGGAUGUUGCGAGAUACUACUUAGGAGCUGCCCUUGUUCUUCGAGAUAAAGGACCAGGGGAUCGUAAAAAAGAAGCUAUAGCAUACUUAGUGGAAUGUUUAGAGAGUUUACAAACUCAGUUAACGGACGAAGCAUUAAAUAGCAGUAUUAGUGAAAGCAGAAACAAAUUACAAGCUGAAAAUUGGGCGAGAGCGUCAAAUGGAUUUCUGCUAAGAAGUUUUAUUCAACUUGGCAGAUUACUUAAAGAGGAACCUAUCAAAGAGUGCCCUUCUGCUGAGGACAUAUUUCAUGCAGCUGCUUUACUUGCUUCUCAAGCGUUGCCAGUUACUUCAAAGGGAGAUUCCUAUCAACAACUAGAAUGGGUCAUCAUCGAUGCCCAUUCGAACCUCUUGGAUAUAUUGUUAUCGUCAGAAAAUAAGGACAAUUCCCUUAUUGCUGAACGUUGUAGGAGAUUGAGUUCUUUAAUAAGUCAAUGCUCAAUCACUUCGACAACCAAUCUUCUUGCAGUUCAACUAAAAACAAUAGAGAAAUUGGUAUACAUUCAACCUUGUGAUGCGCAUUCCUUAUAUUUGCUGGGAAGUGCUCAAUAUCGUAAUUACGAAGAAAAUAACAAAGACUCUUCCCUCCAAGAUGCUAUAUUAUCAUUUAAAUCUAGUAUAAAUCUAGAAGAUAAAUCAGUUAGCGGACCUGCUCCAGCUGAUAUAUCUGGUCAAGAAUGGUUUAAAUCAUAUACAACCGAAAAGAGGCCAGACAAAGCAACUGAACCAGCCACCCCAGCCAGUAAGACCCAACCUCCGGCUUCAAGAGGCACUGCUCGUGGAGCAAGUCGUGGAGCUGCUGUAUCAGGAAGAGGGACUGUUGCAAGGGGUGCUGCAGCUAAUAGAGGAACAAGAGGGAGAGGAGCUCCAGUAGGACGAGGAACAGUAAACAAGCCAGCGGCACCCACAUCCAAAGUACCACCUGCAAAAGCCACUGCAAAAGCUUCAGAAGUAAGAAGACAUUCAUGCGAGCCAACGGAGAAGAAGGCUCCUGAAGAAAAGAGUACAAAUAUCCCAAAGAAAGAAGAUAAAGUUGAAGAUGAUAGAGUCAAUCCCAAAUCGUACUUGCCAAGAUUGGGUUUAGCUAGAGCCUUGUCAAGGAAAUCAGACAAGAUUGAGGAAUCAAAGAAAUAUUAUCAUGAGACUAUUAAAAUGGCUCCCGACAUCCACGAUGCAUAUAUAGAAAGUGGCGAGAUGCUUGUAAAAACUGAUCCAAUGGGAGCGGUGGAGAUUUAUAACAAAUUUCCAGUUGGUGACAAUCCAAGUUUCGACGAUGCGUUCAUAUUUGGUGAAAUAGUUCGAAUCUUAAUGAAAGAAGAGAAGUACGAUGAUGAAAGACUGGAAAAAAAUCUUAUAAGGAUGGGAAAAGUAUUAGGAUUAGGAGCUUUGGAAAAUUACGUUAAGAAGUUAGAGGAUAAACUCAAGAAUCAAUUGUUAAUGAACGUCUACGCUGGUGUUAAUGGAAAGUCGGUUGACGAUCCAGAUUUACAAACUUUCUUCAAAUUUAAAUGUUGGAAAUAA
Messenger RNA from Dimorphilus gyrociliatus, 3219 nucleotides. The record is from the annotation of a GenBank genome assembly. Lineage: Eukaryota; Metazoa; Annelida; Polychaeta; Dinophilidae.